Scutellospora calospora is the source of this 504-nucleotide messenger RNA. The record is from the annotation of a GenBank genome assembly. NCBI's taxonomy places the organism in Eukaryota, Fungi, Glomeromycota, Glomeromycetes, Diversisporales, Gigasporaceae.
AUGGAGAAUUUCAUAAAUACUACCCCUGAAGAACUUCGGAGACAAAGUACCCAUAAAUUAACUCAAAAUGCUGAUUUUUUGCAUAUUCGUCCUCCUUUUCCCCCGUAUUUCAAUGUUAAAGAGCGUAUUGAUGAAUUGAUAUAUCGUGACACUCCUAAAAAAAUAUUUGAUGCGUGGAAUAGUGAACCAAAAUAUGUAAAAGAUCACUAUGAAAAGAUCGCUAUGGAUAUUGAAGGUGUGAAAGAAAAGAUUCUUAUAAUUUUAAAUUUAUUUUCAGAUAAAACUGUUGAAAUUAGUAACUACAUUAAGCUUCAACAUUUACAAAGAGUUGGCUUUCAUCCUAAUAUUGCUCGAAUUCAUGGAGCUGUUAAAGACCCAAUUCUUGGUCAUCAAUCAACUCAAGAGAACUAUGAAAUUAGAAAUAAAACACAAUAUAUUGGAAAAAAUACUUCUCUCGCUAUUAACUUUCACGCAUUGUUGUUUGAACGGAAUUACCAUUGCUGA